Messenger RNA from Oldenlandia corymbosa var. corymbosa, 1899 nucleotides. Lineage: Eukaryota; Viridiplantae; Streptophyta; Magnoliopsida; Gentianales; Rubiaceae. The record is from the annotation of a GenBank genome assembly.
AUGCAGCAAGAUCAGCGCAAAAAGAGUUCCAAAGAGGCAGAUUUUUUCACGGAGUACGGGGAUGCCAACCGCUACAAAAUUCUGGAAGUCAUAGGGAAGGGGAGCUAUGGGGUUGUGUGUGCAGCAAUCGACACACAUACGGGAGAGAAAGUGGCAAUUAAGAAGAUUACAGACAUAUUUGAGCAUAUCUCUGAUGCCAUUCGAAUUUUGCGUGAGGUUAAAUUGCUGAGGCUUUUACGACAUCCAGACAUCGUUGAGAUUAAACGGAUAAUGCUGCCACCCUCAAAGAGGGAUUUUAGAGACAUUUAUGUUGUUUUUGAGCUUAUGGAAUCAGACCUUCACCAAGUCAUUAAAGCAAAUGAUGACUUGACCCACGAGCAUCACCGGUUUUUCCUUUAUCAAAUGUUGCGUGCACUGAAAUAUAUGCAUACAGCAAAUGUGUAUCAUCGAGAUCUCAAGCCAAAAAAUGUACUAGCAAAUGCAAAUUGCAAACUUAAAAUAUGCGAUUUUGGACUUGCUAGGGUUUCUUUCAGUGAUACCCCAACAACAAUAUUUUGGACGGAUUAUGUUGCUACGAGAUGGUACAGGGCCCCCGAGUUGUGUGGAUCUUUCUUCUCUAAGUAUACACCUGCAAUUGACAUUUGGAGCAUUGGCUGCAUUUUUGCCGAAGUAUUGACUGGGAGACCCUUAUUUCCAGGCAAAAGUGUCGUUCACCAGUUAGAAUUGAUUACUGAUCUUUUGGGGACACCAUCAGCUGAUAUAAUUUCGGGGGUACGUAAUGAGAAGGCAAGAAAGUAUUUGACUGAUAUGCGAAAAAAACAACCAGUUUCUUUUGCUGAGAAGUUUCCGAAUGCAGAUCCUUUGGCUCUCCAACUACUGCAGAGACUGCUAGCUUUUGAUCCAAAGGACAGGCCAACUGCUGAAGAGGCACUAGCUGAUCCUUAUUUUAAGGGUCUGGCAAAGAUUGAGAGGGAACCAUCUUGUCUGCCAAUCUCAAAGCUUGAGUUUGAGUUUGAGCGGCGAAGGUUGACAAAGGAAGACAUUAGGGAACUAAUAUUUCGGGAGAUAUUAGAAUACCAUCCGCAACUGCUGAAGGAUUACAUGGCUGGAAAUGAUGGGGCAAAUUUUCUCUAUCCUAGUGCCAUUGGUCAUUUCCGGAAGCAGUUUGCCUAUCUUGAGGAAAAUGGCGGUAAAAGUGGUCCUGUGAUCCCUCCUGAGAGGAAGCAUGUCUCUCUUCCUCGGUCUACGGUUAAUUCGAGUGUCAUACCUCCCAAAACCAAUCCGAUUCAGUCUGCUUUUGAUCGGCGGAUCAGUGAAGAAGUGUCUACCACUGGUGGUCUGUCAGAAAGCAAUACAGGCAACCUGUCUAAGGGAUUACGGCCUCCGCCACGUGUGCCCCCUGCUAAACCUGGAAGAGUAGUUGGGCCUGUUUUACCAUAUGAAAAUGUUAGAAACAACAAUGAUGCCUAUAACGGAAGAGUGUACAUUCAGAAUGCAGUGCUUCCUCCCCAGGCCAUAUCUCCACAGUAUUUCUUCAAAACACCAAACAAUGGCAAGAAUCAAGAUAAGCAGCAGCAGCAGGGAGGAGAAGCCAUUAAAGAAACCUCUCAAGCGAAAUUACUGCAGCAGCAGCAACCGCAGCAUUAUCCGCCAGCAGCCAAGUCAACUCCUGCUGUUAGUUCUGAUAUCAACAAUCACCACCACCAUCACCAUCAUCACCUUCACCACCAAACCCACCUAUAUUACCAGUCACAAGCAAAAGCCAUGCAACUAAAUAGCCAACUUGCUAUUGAUGCAAAAUUGCUGCAGGCACAAUCUCAGUUCGGAGCAGUUGGGGCUGCAGCUGUUGCUGUUGCUGCACAUAGAGAGGUUGGUAUUGUUCAGUAUGGGCUGACUUAA